UUAUCCGAUAAAUCUAUUAGUGUUGUUCAGUUUAUUUGGUAAUCAACAUUUAUGCGGGAAAAAGAGGUAUACUCCAAGCGUGUACAGACACCCCGCUAAAACGUGUACAAUGUAACGGAUGUAUACAUUUCUCAAAGCAACGACAGGGCUAACUCCAUUAUGGAGGCACUGCGUUUAGCUAUACAGACACGGCUAGGGGAGAGGAUGGUUAGCAUGAGCUCUAUGCUCGUGGAAACAGUUAGUAUAAACUAUGAAGAUUUCAAUGAAAGUUUUUUAACAUGUGGUACAUGUCUUUGUGUCUAUGAUGGUGGAGAGCAUACUCCUAAAUUAUUACCAUGUUCACACACGGUAUGUUUGCAUUGCUUGACAAGAAUUGCUGCAUCUCAGACUCGUGAGACUGGUGCCUUUCGAUGUCCUAUUUGCAGAGAGUUAAUAACAAUUCCUCGUGGUGGAGUUCCUGCUUUACCACCUAGUUUCCUUGUGAAUCAAUUACUUGACCUCAUGUCUAGACAAAGACGAGAGGUUAUUCCAAAAUGUUCAGUUCACAUAAAUCAAGAGUUGUUAUUUUGUGAAACAUGUGAUACAGUCUUUUGCACAGUGUGUACAGGUGGUAAUCAUGCAGGAACAUCACCAGGAUGUACUGAGCAUACUAUCAUACCUUUUAGUAUUGCAAUAAAAAGAAUGUCUGAAAUUUUACUUUACAAAGCUAAUGAAUGUAUAUCCAAGUUAACACAAGCUCAAGAUUCUGUAAGCACAGAAUUACAACGUUUGGAAGCUUCUACAGAAAGGUGUUUGAAUGCUGUGGAUAAUGAAUUUGCAGAAAUUACUGCAAAAAUUGAAAGGAGACGUUCAGAAUUGCAAGCAGCUGUUACUGCUGCAGCAAGAGAUAAAAAACAUGUGCUAGAAGAACAACAUGCUCUCAUAGAAGCUGAAAAAAAUAAAGUACAACGAGAGUGUGAAGGCUUACAAUAUCAGGUUGAAGUACGAAACAUUACACAAAGAAUCGGUAGUUUAUCCGACCAACUUGAUGCGGCAUCGGCACUUAGUGAACCUAAAGAAAAUGCUUUUAUUACUUUUGAAUUUAAUCACAAUAAUGCUCUUUCUCAAUUAGAGGAAGCUCUUAAUAACUUGGGAAGAGUACGUUCUAGUACAACAUUGCCAGGUUUGUGUAGAGCCCGGUUGAAAGAUCCUGCUAUAGUUAAAUUGCAAGCAAUUGUAAUAGUAGAGACUGUCGAUUACCAUGGACAUCCUAGAAAUAUUGGAGGAGAUCUGAUUACUGCAGAAUUAACUUUAGCAGAUAGUAUCCAUUCAGAAAACCAAAGUUCCAAUGUUGACACUGAAAUUGUAGAUUUAGAAAAUGGUACAUACGAAGUACUAUUUCGACCUCCAUCUGCAAGCCGCUAUGUCUUAAAGUUGUCAGUUUUUGAGCGGCCUAUUAAAGAUUAUCCUUUAUUUUUUGAUGCGACUGAACAUAAUGAACCUAUUAAAAUAUACGGAAAACGAGGAAGUGGAAAAGAUGAAUUUCAUCAACCAGUAGCAGUUGCUGUUGAUGAUGAUGGCAUGAUAUAUAUUUUAGAUACUGGGAACUCACGUAUAAAAGUACUCAAUUAUGAUUUAGAAUUUCAAAGACAUAUAACUAAUGAAGGUCUUGAAGGUCGUAGUUGUACAGGAAUUGGUAUUUCUCAGCAAGGUCUUGUUGUUGUCAAUUGGAGAACGCGAAAAGUAACAGAAAUGAGUUCUUUAGGUGACACUAUUAAUUCUUUUUCCCAUAAUGCAUUUCACGAGCCAAUUGAUGUUGCUGUAGACAGAAGUUACGGUCACAUACUUGUUGCAGACAAUGGUCAAAGUUGUUGUGUUUUUGUAUUCGAUUCUGAUGGCAAAAUUCUCUUUCAGGUUGGAAAGAGAAGUACAUUUAAAUUGAUUACUUCUGUUACUGUUGGACCCAAUGGUGAAAUUGUAGUUGCUGAUAGUCGCAUUCAAGUAUUUUCUGCUAAAGGGGAUUUUUCUGAAGAAAUCUAUUCAGAGGGCAAAGGAAAAGGUACUUAUGGAGGACUAGCCGUCGAUCCAGAAGGCAGAAUACUUGGCACUCGUACUGAUAAAGGCCGCAGUAUAAUCCAAGUAUUAAAAUUAGGAGGAGGUAAUAUUUUAACUGAAAUUGAUUCGCAUAGUUCAAAACUACGACGUCCUUCAGGUAUUGCAGUACUACCUGACAAUCACUUAGUAGUUGUAGAUUUGGGAAAUGAUUGUAUAAAAAAAUACAGAUACUGGUAA
Habropoda laboriosa is the source of this 2271-nucleotide messenger RNA. RefSeq names its product tripartite motif-containing protein 2-like. The record is from RefSeq and is a predicted model, not a curated record. Gene Ontology annotation, molecular function: ubiquitin protein ligase activity; zinc ion binding; protein binding. Gene Ontology annotation, biological process: proteasome-mediated ubiquitin-dependent protein catabolic process; negative regulation of translation; protein polyubiquitination. The transcript is spliced from 11 exons. Bases 160 to 2271 code for a protein of 703 amino acids. Lineage: Eukaryota; Metazoa; Arthropoda; Insecta; Hymenoptera; Apidae.